This is a messenger RNA of Protopterus annectens (West African lungfish), 1236 nucleotides long. RefSeq names its product toll-like receptor 13. The record is from RefSeq and is a predicted model, not a curated record. The coding region runs from base 17 to 736 and encodes 239 amino acids. NCBI's taxonomy places the organism in Eukaryota, Metazoa, Chordata, Ceratodontiformes, Protopteridae. Gene Ontology annotation, cellular component: membrane. Gene Ontology annotation, biological process: inflammatory response; toll-like receptor signaling pathway; immune response. The transcript has a single exon. Gene Ontology annotation, molecular function: transmembrane signaling receptor activity.
UGCUACAAGUAAGAAAAUGUUGCUAAACUUUGCUAAUAUAAAAUGCUUACGAUUAUAUGAACAAAGUUCCUUUGUUAAGUUUCUGGAAGAUACAUGUGAAUAUCCUGCUGAAUUUAUGUUUUUUAUAACUACAGCUGGAUUUCUGUUACUGUUUUUGUUGAUUACCCUUGUAUACAAAGAGGCUGGGUGGUAUUUGGUUUAUUUAACUUAUGUCAUCAGAGCUCACUUGGCAAAAAUAUCAGGUGAAAGGUCAUACAAAAUGCGCUACAUGUAUGAUGUUUUUGUUUCCUACAGCAGUAAAGACGAAUGUUGGGUUACCAGUGAGCUCCUUCCAAAUCUGGAGCAAAAGGAGCCAUCUUUCCUCAAAGUGUGCCUCCAUGGCAGGGACUUUGAGGUGGGGAAGGACAUUAUAGAUAAUAUUGUGGACAGUAUAUACAGUAGCAGGAAAACAAUCUGUGUGAUCACCCGUCAUUAUCUACGGAGCGAAUGGUGCUCUCUGGAAAUGCGAAUGGCCACUUAUAGACUGUUGGCAGAAAGCCAAGACAGUCUCAUUCUGGUGUUUUUGGAGAGAAUAUUCCCUCAUGAAAUUUCAGCCUAUCACAGGCUAUCAAAGGUGAUCAAGAAGAAGACCCACAUUGACUGGCCAGACAGGGAGAAUGAAAAACAACUAUUCUGGGAAAGGCUGAAGAGGACCAUUCUGAACACAAAAGAUGACAAUCAGGAAAUUCAUAUUUAAUAUAGUUGAAAAAUCUGUAACAUGCUUAUCUCUAAGUGAUUGUCUGCUUGCUUGUUUUGUUUGUUACUUCUUUAUAAAUAUUGUACUUCUAGAAUGUUACUUGUCUAUUUCUGGGGCAGUACCUAUUUUUUUCACCAGGGUAAUAGGGAGUUUAAUAUUUUUACCAAUAGCUGGUAUUCUGCUCCAAUCCACUUAAAUAACUGUGCUGUGCUUUCUACUGUCAUAGUUGGAGUAUGGCUUCUGAGAAGACCUCAGAGUUUUUGUCUAGUUAAGUAUCUUGCUAAAAUGUAUAACGUAUGCAGAUAAAGAAUGACAGAAUGAAAUCUGAAUGUACAAGCUGAAGUUUAUUAAAAACUGAUAGCCAUGAGUAUAGUCAGACAUUCACCAUGUAAGCCACAGUCAGGUGUACAAAUGCAUUUUAGGGAGGUAAGAUUUUACUUAACAUAAAUAGACCAAAUGUUCCAUUUUCAAAUGCAUAAAUGAAAACACAGCACAUGUAA